AUGGGGCGUGGAAGCACUGCUGGCACGGCGGUCUUUCUAGCCAUUGGAGGCUUCCUCUUUGGCUAUGACAGCGGCAUCAUUUCCUCCACAAUUGUCCAGCCCUAUUUUGAGCAGUACAUGGGCAUCCCGAGUUCGUCCCAAACUGGUGGAAUUGUAUCCGCCUUCACCGGCGGUGCUAUUCCGGGUGCACUUUCGGUCGCCUGGCUGCCCGAUCGUUUGGGUCGCCGGAAGGCAGUUUUUAUUGGAGCAUGUAUCUCGGUUCUUGGUUGCGCCCUCCAAGCUGGGGCAACGACCAUUCCGAUGAUGAUUGCCGGUCGGUUCAUCGCCGGUGUUGCGGUUGGAUUGCUCUCCGCGCUUGUUCCGAUGUACUGCUCUGAGAUUGCCACCUCGCAGGAUCGUGGAAAACUCGCGGGGUUGCUCCAGUGGAUGUUGUCUUGGGGGUUUCUCGUAGCACAAUGGCUUGGAUACGGUUGCUUCAAGGUCAACAGUGACUUUCAAUGGCGCUUCCCUCUCUCAUUUCAAGUCGUUCCAGGACUCAUCAUGGCCUGUGGGAUCUGGUUCCUUCAAGAAAGUCCUAGAUGGCUCAUCGAAAAAGACCAGCAGGAAGCCGCCAAAGCGGUCCUCCGUAAACUUCACGGCAACGGAUCGAAUGAAGAGUUCCUUGAGCUCGAGUAUCGUGAGAUUAGAGACACCAUCGUAGCUGAGAAGACGCUCGCAGUUCAGACAUGGCGUGCACUGAUCGCAAAACCAAGCUGGCGUAAGCGGCUGGCUCUUGGGUGUGGAGUGCAGGCAUUUGGCCAGCUAUCUGGGAUUAACGUCAUCAAUUACUAUGGCAAUGUGAUCUACGAAAUCCUGGGAAUCGGCACCGGCACAUCCCUCAUGAUUGUCGGUAUCUCCGGAGCGCUCUCCAUCUGCUACUGUACGGCAGGACUCUACCUCUUGGAUAGAGUUGGGCGAGUCAAGCCUCUCAUCUUCUCCGCCACCGGCAUGGCUUGCGCACUCGUGGUCAACGCCGUGCUUUCCCAGUACUAUGUCAUGAAAUCGGGUGGGCAGACCUCGGAUGGUAACGCUCUUCGCGCCAUGGUCGCAAUGAACCUAGUGUUCUCCUUCUUCUUCACCUUUACGGGCAUCAUCUCGUGGGUCUACCCGGCUGAGAUCUUCCCCAUGGAGAUACGUGCCAAAGGAAACUCCAUCUCAACUAUUACAAACUGGGCUCUGAAUCUUCUCUUUGCACAAUGCGCACCUAUCGCCUUGUCAAAAAUGGGCUUCAAGUUCUUCUACUUUUUCUUUGCAUUUAAUGCCGUUGCAGCUGUCUGUUACGCGUUUCUGUUCCCUGAAACCAAGGACAAGAGUUUGGAGCAGAUGGAUGAGCUCUUUGGCGAUCAGAUUGUACCCCAUGCCUUGGAGGACCCAGAGGGUGCAGCUGCUGCUAUGAGAGAAAAGCUCCAGCAUGUUAUACAUGCCGAGGACAGUGAGUCAUAG
Messenger RNA from Penicillium cataractarum, 1482 nucleotides. RefSeq names its product sugar porter family MFS transporter. Gene Ontology annotation, biological process: carbohydrate transport; transmembrane transport. Gene Ontology annotation, molecular function: carbohydrate:proton symporter activity. Bases 1 to 1482 code for a protein of 493 amino acids. The transcript has 6 exons. The record is from RefSeq and is a predicted model, not a curated record. Lineage: Eukaryota; Fungi; Ascomycota; Eurotiomycetes; Eurotiales; Aspergillaceae. Gene Ontology annotation, cellular component: membrane.